Syzygium oleosum is the source of this 1794-nucleotide messenger RNA. Its product is annotated as dehydration-responsive element-binding protein 2D-like. Gene Ontology annotation, molecular function: transcription cis-regulatory region binding; DNA-binding transcription factor activity. The transcript has a single exon. The record is from RefSeq and is a predicted model, not a curated record. Bases 559 to 1296 code for a protein of 245 amino acids. Gene Ontology annotation, biological process: response to stress; positive regulation of DNA-templated transcription. Gene Ontology annotation, cellular component: nucleus. NCBI's taxonomy places the organism in Eukaryota, Viridiplantae, Streptophyta, Magnoliopsida, Myrtales, Myrtaceae.
UUUUAUAUGCGCCCCCACGUGAGAAUAUGGGGGAUCACUGCAAAAGUUUUGUCAUAGGCAUAAUCUCUUCAUUCUUUUUCUAUUUUCUGGGAACUCCCGGACGGGCUUAUCUUUUAACCGUCGUUUCUUCUGAGCACUCCCGCCCCCCGAAGAUGAAUGACGAUUAUCCAAUCUCCAUCCCACGGGAAAAAAAGGAAAAAGAAAGUGAAAAUGAGCAAAUUUGGAAUUUUGCUUCUCUGUAUUUGCCCACCCUAGCCAGGUGUGCCCGACCCACAUGAACACAGGACCCUCCUCCUUGACACGACCAAUCCGUUCCUCAUGCCAAGUAUCUUCUGCCGUGUCACUGUGCAGACACGUUACAGUAGGUUCUAAUCUGCUCCUACCCCUUUUGCCUUUGGUCUUACUUGGCGACAGUACAUAAAUAGCGCUCGCCCUUCGAGCCGUGAGCUUUACUGCUAAGUCCCCCUCCAGUCUUUGUACUCCUGUGCAGUCCUUUUUCUUGGGUGUAGUGGGGUCUGGGUGUUCUUUCUGGUUUUUCGUUUUAGGGAGAGGGAGAGGAUGUUGAAGGCUGGGGUGGGAGAGAAAAAGCAGGGCAGGAAGCCCGCCCAGGCGAGCUCGAGAAAGGGGUGCAUGAGGGGCAAAGGUGGUCCCGAGAAUGCUUCCUGCACCUACAAGGGGGUGCGGCAGAGGACGUGGGGCAAGUGGGUCGCCGAGAUCCGGGAGCCCAACCAUGGCGCCCGUCUCUGGCUCGGGACCUUCGACACGUCCCUCGAUGCGGCGGUCACCUACGAUGCAGCUGCCCGGAAGCUGUACGGGUCGGAGGUGAAGCUGAACUUGCCCGAGCUGUAUGCCGCCGUACCCACCACCAAUCUGCAACCUCCUGCCCUAGCUCCAGCUAUUACUACCCAAGCUGUUAACCCUGUGGGAAACCAAGCUCAAAUCUUUCAUAACUUGGUCCCUAAUCCACCAGUCGCACCCCCUGUUCCCGUGAUCGCUCAUGUGACGCCUAAACUUCAGAACACCCAAGCCACGCCCAUCUCUAAUGAUGGCUUUCAGGCUCACGGUAACGAUCCAGUCGAUCGGGUCCACGACAGCCUCAAACUCGGACAAGACAUCGAGGAAAACGACCUGUGGGGGAACCCAAACGUGAACUUGCCGUUCUUGGACGAGUCAUUAUGGCAAGAGGCUGCAAUGUCAGUGGACUUCCCUGUUUUGGACGAUCCCGUCAACUUUGCAGGGAAUUUCAUGGAUGGCAACGCCUGGGAGUCUUCUCUACCGUCUCCAUGGUACGUGUGAAAAAAAAAAUGGCCUUUGGGUCGUCAGCACAUAUGUGUAUAGUUAUAUAUGUGUGCAUAUACUAUUAUGUGAAAAGUCUCUAUAAGAACUUAUAGGAAACAUAUAUAGGUAUAUAGAAGCAUGCAUGGUGAUGGCCACGAAAAGGUCCUGAUAUAUCUGAGCUAUUGGCCGUGGCCACUUUUACAUGUAAAAAAAAAUCUUUCGCGUGUCCCGGAGACGUUAAAUUAUGUAUUUCCAUAGGCACCUUAUAUUGCACAUAAUGAAGUCCGUAUCGUAUAUUCCAUCAGUAUUGGUCUGCGUUUGCAGGUAUUUUUACUGUAACUAAAUAGCGUACUGCGUUACCCCGACAAAUGCGUACGUGUACAUAUGUAUUUAUACAUGCAUGUCGUAUUCAGAUGUAUACGUACGGAUAUAGAUGACGGAGAUAAUUAGUCGUUUCUCCGUAGAUGAUUGCGGGACACCUUGCGUCUUGUGUCAGCUGCAAGAUAAUUUGGACAA